Molecule: messenger RNA, 2150 nt
Organism: Xyrichtys novacula (pearly razorfish)
Lineage: Eukaryota; Metazoa; Chordata; Actinopteri; Labriformes; Labridae
Source: the annotation of a GenBank genome assembly
AUGAUCAUCAGACUGGGCAGACUGACUCCUGGAUACUUUCGCCUCCUGCAGGUAUGUGCAGCUUCGAUUGACUUAAAAAUACAACUUCUAGACAAGAACUACAGAUACAUAAAUCAAUUUAAUUUGUCCAAAAUUGACAAUGAAUAACAAGGAUAAGAUCUUGAGUCUCCACAGAACCAUCUGUUGGAGUUGUACAGUGAUUAAAAAGUUACUGCCAGGCCUUUGUACUUUACAUGUUAGUGUCCAUAUACAUUAAAACUGACACUAAUCUGAGCCACUUCAAAACAAAGGCCUUGGUGCUGUUUGGUGGUACACAAUCCACUUUCAUCACCUUCAUAAUUAGGGGGGACACUAAUCGCUUUAGAAUAACUUCCUCCUCAGUUCCCCCCCUGCUGUCAUCAUAAUCCAGUCAUGAGCGGUGGCCCUCCAUACGUCCAGACUGCUGCAUUGUACACAGUCUUUGUGUCCAAAUUAGUGUAAAUAUGUGAACAAAGACUGUCCCCUCAUAUGGCUGUCCACUGACUCAAAAGCUCAGCAGACCGGGGAAAAAAGGCAGCCUGUUAUGUAAGAUUCAACAAUCAGGAGCAGGAGUGAAAAAACGUCUUUGGUAAUUAGUGGUUAUGGACGCAUUUCAAGACCAAAACGGGCUAAAAGUGAUUUAAAGUUUUUGCUUUUUUAAAACCUCAGGGUAAAACUUAAGGUCCUUAUAUGACGCGAAAUUACGAACUAUUCGGAGGCGAAUUUUGACGCGCCUGACUAUACAAAUCGACUUUCUGGGGGGGAAAAAAGACGCGAGAAGACUGACACAACAGCAGACUGACUGUUUUUUAGUUCCGAUUUGACACUAGUGUUGAGAUGUCUGUCUGUCAUGAUAGCAUGUACUGAGUCGGGGCCAGUACCAGAUAAGAACAUUAAACUAUAAUCCAUAAACGUAAGGUAACAACUGAGACCUAAUGGUGCUGUGACAGCAACGCUGUGAUUGAGUUUGAGACAGUGAAAAUACAUAUGGUAUGUUGUAUCUGAACAGGUUAGCUUACGAGCUAAAGUUACUUAGCACAGAUGAAAGUUAAAACAAAGACGUUUAACAAACUGUUAACGUCAUAUGAGAAAUCCGACGUUAUGACUCUCUACAAGUUGUCCUUCAGAUCGUUAUCUUUGUAAUAUUUGUGUUUUUAAUCAAAAAUCACUCUGUUCUCCGACACGUAAACAAUCAGCCGGUCGGCCAUGUUGGAUAAACCGGUGAAUCAGACGUCGCAACAACACGAAAUCUGAUCAUCAGUAUGCAGAAAAUUCGACUGUGAUACGAAAAAUAAAUGCUGCAAUAUCGCAGGACGGGAAACGUCGCUGAUGUGAACGCUUGUAUUGACGGGAUACGGGUUCGAAAAAAAUAUUGACGUCUGAAAUAAUCGCACGGAAAAAACGCUCCCGGUGUGGAAGGACCUUUUUAGUUUUGCUGUUCAACUCUGACGGGUGUUUUUACUUUCUUAGCAUGAAGAAAAACAAGUCUUUUCUCUAAAUGAAGUGGGGCGAAAGUUAGCGGCUUUUUUUUAGACGCUUUAAUGUUUGAAACACUCUCAGUCUUGUCUCAGCGCUCCUGCAGCAGCACCACAGGGGUUAAAGUAUGUAAGGAAGAGCCGCACAUACAGACACAAAGCUGCAGUCAUUCUAUACUGUGCAUGUUAUUUGACUCCUGGUGCGUCGUAUAGACUGCUCUGUGCAGAAAACACAGUGUCCCCUUCUGUGAAAGUCUCCCCCUCCUGUAAAUGUUUAAUGACCGUCUCCACCAAAGGUUUGGUCACAUGGUUCACGGCUCUGCAGCUGUUGGUGGCGGCUGGUGUUUUAAGGAAGAAGACAAAAUACAGUAUUUGCUGAAUGUUUGUUUGCUUCCUCCCUGCUCGUCCAAUCAGGCUUCAGCCUCUUUGUCGACGAGACAUUCUUCUCAUUGUUUCCACUGUUUGCUGACCUCUGACCUUUGCCCCGUUUGUUCUGUGUCCCUGCAGAGGCAAGUGGCCGGCGAGGUGCAGACGCAGCCGCAGGACCGCGCCGUCAACCAGAUCGCCAUGAUGCUGGCCAUCAUGGGCCUGAGCCUGUCCUACUACAGUGCCAAACAGAUGACGGAGAAGGUCCACGCGGCCCAGCCGGCGCCCUGA